AUGUUCCGGAUACGAUCCGACUGCGAAGCAUCUUGGAUGAGUUCGUCAUCAUCGCUGGGCUCGGAAAAUAUAAUAGAUUUGCAUGGAAAAAACUUGCAGAAAAUUGAGAAAAUCUCCACGAAGCAGCGCCCCAGCAUACUAGAUCUAUCGUGUAACACCAUAGAGAAAAUUGAAAACUUGAACAAUCUGAAUACCAUCAAAGAGCUGAAACUUUAUGGAAACAAAAUAUUAGUUGUGGAAAAUUUGGACAAGUUACGUCAAUUACAGUACCUAAAGCUACAGCAUAACCAGCUCAAGUCAUUUGGAUCAGGAUUAAAUUGCCUCAAUCUUCACACUCUACGAGUUGAUUAUAACAACUUGCUUGAAAUUAAAAGUUCUCAGUUGGCUGGCUGUCCAAAUUUACGCUCUUUAAAUGUUUCCUGCAAUAAUUUGGAAAUUUUGUCGUUUUUAAAGGUUUUACCGGAUUUAGAAGAACUUGCAGCUUCCAGCAAUCACAUUUCAAAUCUUUCUGAUCUUUCAACUUGUCAAUGUUUGCGAGAACUUGAUAUUAGUGACAAUCGUCUGACAGAUAUAUCUGGCAUAGGCGAAUUGACAACUUUACAGACUUUAAAUUUAUCUGGGAAUAAUCUGGGAGACAUCAAGAGUGCAGGAAAACAUCCAAAUUUAACAGAUUUACAGAUACAAGGAAAUAAAUUAACUGAAACAGAACAUGUAUGUACGCAGUUUCCUAAUUUAGAAGUCUUGAAUAUAUCAUUUAAUCUACUUGAUUCGUGGAAAGAAGUGAUUAAUCUUCAAAAUCUUGCAUCUCUGACGGAACUGACGGUGAAAUGUAAUUCCUUUGUGCACCAGUACAAAUAUUAUCACGCUGAUGUGGUGAAAGAAAUUCCUUCAUUGCAGUGGUUGGACGGGAUUAAUGUGAAACAAAAUAAGAAAGCGUUAAAUAAUUCAAAUAUCCGACAGGCGUCUGCAUAUGCUGGAGCUGUUGGAAAUGAUUUAAAUAAGGAGUUGGAAUCACUCGAUUUAAGUCCAGAAAUUAUAAACGAUAUUACUGAGAGGUUUGUGAAAAUACGGUCUAGCAUCUCCAAAUUAUAAGAGAAACUUGACGUAAUGAAGCGAUAAGAGGAACUCCAAGAAGCAAACGAACAAUCAUAUUUAUAAUUCAUUAAAUCAUCUUAUUUAAACCUUUUUGAAAGAAUAGGUAGAAAUAAACACAGAGUCGCACACACCUAUACACACAUGUGUGUGUAUGUGAUCAAAAUUCAAUUAAAAUCCCAUCAAUAGAAUUAUCAUGUUUCCCCUUUCAAUGUACAAAAACAAAACACAUCUGGGUGUGCUUUUAUACCUAACACAAACAUAGAAACUAUCAUCUCUUACUAAAAGCUUGUGUCAAGUGCAUAUAUUUAUGUACUAAAAUUCAUAAACUUUUUUAUUUACUUAUUUACUUGUCUAUGCUAUACAUUAUGUAAAUUAAUGCAUAUGUAUGUGUGUGUUUGUGUGUGUGUGUGUGAGAGAGAGAGAGAGAGAGAGAGAGAGAGAGGAUGGAGCCUGCAUGUGCGCCAUAUUAAACGAACAUUCCCAUUAAAAUGUAAAUCAGACGCAAAACCAGCACUCCUUGCGGUCUUUAGAAAACUAAAGUAGAUAUAGCAUGCUGCACUUUGAUUUAAUAUCCAAAAUUUAUACAAACGACAUUUACAGAUACUGGUUUCAAAACAAAUAUAUUCUAUACUGUAAUUAUUGAUUUCAAAUAUUAGCACAAAGCCAGCAAUUUUAGAGUAGGGGUUAAGUCAAUUACAUCGACCCCAGUGUUCAACUGUUAAUUAUGGUAUCGACUCCGAAAGAACUCCGAACGUAAAAGGGGAUGAAAUGCCGCUUAGCCCGGCGUGCUACCGAUUCUGCCAGCUCGCCGUUUUAUUCUAUUCCAUAAUUAUUAUUUCGUAUCUAUACCAAUAAUAAUUUGUCCCCUCAAGUAGAUAACUAAAUAUUUUAUUUAAAAUUUUUAAAUGCAGAGAUUUUCAGGUGAAGAUAGUAAUUUGUAACAUGCCCUCUGAAUACAAAACAAUGAAAUAUGCAAGAGUUUCUAAAGUCAACCGUGUGCUCUGAAGGAAAUGCAAUAAAUUGUAAUGAAAAGGAGCCAGCCUGAAAAUAUAAACGGGAUUUUACAUAAACUUAGAAAAGAAAAUUGCUCGAAAUUUGAACAUAUAUUCCAUCUAGCAUUGUUUGCUAGAAAAACGAAAUAAAAUUUCCCUCUAUAAUUUGAAGCCAGUUUAUUUCGUAUAUAUUUUUCAUGACACAUACUUUUAAAAGAAUAUAAUCUUGCAAUCGGGGAAACUAAGAGAUCUGCUAGUUUUGCGAGAUCUUCAACUGAAUGUUUGUAAUGAUACGGUGAACGUCGUUUCUAUUUUUAAAUUACGGAGGAUGCUGGAAAGGUUAGGUAGGAAGUGACGUAGAUAUAUGUAUGCAUAUACACGUAUAACGACAUACGCUAUGUACACCUGUGUGCAUAUUGUGUGUGUGUGUGUGUGUGUGUGUGUGUGUGUGUGUGUGUGUGUGUGUGUGUGUGUGUGUGUGUAGUUACAUACAUGCAAACGUACAUACAAACAUACAGAAAAGCAGACGCACAUAAGUUUCAACAGAUAAAAACCACGAUGUCACUAGAAGCACUGAUUCAUCUACACGCAUGCGUUUUAGGCGGUGAUCUGGCGUUAAUAAUGUUUUAUAUUUCAACAUCGUUUAGACUUCAUAGUGAUAACACUUAUCAAAAGUUGUCUCGAUCGACACCACUUGACAAUAGAAUAGGUCGUCACUCUUCACAUCGCCUUUGAUAGAUACACGUGAAUAACUUCAUUCACGUGAUUAUUUUAGAAUGUCUCAGGUGGGUAUAAAUAGCACAGACAUCACGACGAUCGAUGUAAUGUUGUUGGCGGCAAAUAUCCAGCAUAUGUUGCUUAUCCAGAGAUGGGAAACGGAUUAAUAUUGUGCAGAUUUCAUUUGGUUCUUAGCUUCAGACAUAUCAAUGAGAUUUUAUGAUUAUUUUGUGAGAUUGCUGUCUUGGCUAUUCACCAAUGUUUUUUUUUAAAUAUUCUCCCUAUUAUGUUGCUAUCUGAAACUAUAAUCUCAU
Octopus bimaculoides (California two-spot octopus) is the source of this 3118-nucleotide messenger RNA. RefSeq lists its product as uncharacterized. Gene Ontology annotation, molecular function: protein binding. Lineage: Eukaryota; Metazoa; Mollusca; Cephalopoda; Octopoda; Octopodidae. The record is from RefSeq and is a predicted model, not a curated record.